AUGCCCUUACAGAGGGGGAGUCCCUUUGAGCUCAGCGUCCUGGUGCAGAGCUCCCAUUUCCAGAAGCAAACAAUCAGCCACAAGGUGCUGAGAGCCCCUGAACCGAAUUACCCGAGAACCCAAGGGCUAAAGCCUCACGACCUCAGUGUCACAGUGGAGCAUCCCCUCUGGAAUGUGUGGGACCCGUGUGUGUGUCACUCCCACCUGAAUUUCCUGGUCCCUUUUCAACAGAAUCCCGCAGUCCCACCUCCGGCAUAUCCCAACCCAGCCUAUCCGCUGCCUUUCUUCACCAGCAUCCCGGGUGAGCUGUUCCCCUCCAAGAGCAUCAUCGUCUCGGGCACCGUCCUGCCCAGUGCUCAGAGGUUCCACAUCAACCUGCGCCCUGUUAGUGACAUCGCCUUCCACCUGAAUCCCCGUUUCGAUCAGAACACUGUGGUCCGCAACACGCCGAUCAAUGGCUCUUGGGGGCCUGGGGAGCGAAGCCUGUCCCAAAAACUGCCCUUCACCCGGGGCUGGUGCUUCUCGGUGUGGAUCCAGUGUGAAGGCCACUGCCUCAGGGUGGCCAUGGAUGGUGGGCACCUGUGUGAAUACCACCACCACCUGUGGAACCGGCCCGCCCUUAGCAACCUGUAGGUGGUGGGUGACAUCCACCUGACCCAUGUGCGGACAUAGGCGGGAUCCCUGCCCUGGUGACGGGGCUGGGGCAUGUUGCUGUCUGGACUGCUCAUCACCUCCACCUUCCCUGUCCCUGCCCCAGCCCUUCCCAGC
Molecule: messenger RNA, 768 nt
Organism: Ceratotherium simum simum (southern white rhinoceros)
Lineage: Eukaryota; Metazoa; Chordata; Mammalia; Perissodactyla; Rhinocerotidae
Source: RefSeq, a predicted model, not a curated record